Messenger RNA from Mytilus trossulus (common blue mussel), 1700 nucleotides. RefSeq names its product acetylcholine receptor subunit alpha-like 2. The record is from RefSeq and is a predicted model, not a curated record. NCBI's taxonomy places the organism in Eukaryota, Metazoa, Mollusca, Bivalvia, Mytilida, Mytilidae. The transcript has a single exon. Bases 146 to 1348 code for a protein of 400 amino acids. Gene Ontology annotation, molecular function: excitatory extracellular ligand-gated monoatomic ion channel activity; transmembrane signaling receptor activity; transmitter-gated monoatomic ion channel activity involved in regulation of postsynaptic membrane potential. Gene Ontology annotation, biological process: signal transduction; monoatomic ion transmembrane transport; chemical synaptic transmission. Gene Ontology annotation, cellular component: synapse; plasma membrane; neuron projection.
AAUCACUUAUGAAAUCAUACUACUGUUCUGCGUUGUUAAAUACAAUUAUAUUUAAAUGAUUCCGAAGGUAAUGUACACGACACACUAAUUCAUAGGAUUAUUUUUUUUUUUAACACCAUUUAGUGUUGUUCAUUGGUAAAUAAGAAUGUAUAUCGACGAUACACCAGCUAGUUUUAUAUUUUUUCUUGUUAUAUUAUCAUCAGGAAAUAGUCAAACUUUAUCAGAUAUGAAACAACUUUACAGUGAUAUUUUUACGAACCACCAAAAAUCGUUAAUUCCUAAUUCGGAUUUCUCUUCUCCGUUAGAAGUAAAAUUGCAAUUUCAUUUAAUGACAAUCACCCAAUUUCGAGAAGUGGAAGAGACUUUACAGAUAGCGGCAGGAAUAUCAGCCUUCUGGACGGAUGGUGAGUUUUCAUGGACACCUUCUUCAUAUGGAAAUGCCAAAUAUGUAAUAGUGCCACAAAAAACCGUUUGGACACCAAAAUUAGUACUUUUAAAUUCUGUUGGUACAUUGCAACCAAUGGGAUUAGGAAAUGAACUGUCUGUGACUAUCGAUUACAAUGGUUCUAUGGCUGUUUCGUAUGGUGAGGUAUUAUUUUCAAAGUGUAGUACAAAUAUAUACAAAUUUCCAUUCGAUUCACAAACAUGUGAAUUACAAUUUGCUGCCUGGGGUGUUUAUGCGAUGGACAUACGUUUGAAAGGAGUUUCAAACCCAAUUGAUUUAUCCUCUUUCACACCAAACUCAGACUGGGAAUUAGUAUCUAAUAGUUUGAUAACACAUCCUUCAACAGGAUAUUCUAUUUUUCUGAUUGAACUGACAUUGAAACGUUCACCGUUAUAUUACACAGUUAUAGUGAUUUGUCCAUUUAUUUUAUUUAGUAUUUUAAAUCCAUUGGUAUUUUUACUUCCGGUUGAGGCCGGAGAACGAAUAGGACUUGCAUUGACAGUACUAUUAUCGUAUACUAUUUUUCUAUCCAUGGUGCAGACGUCCAUACCAGCCGCGUCAAAUCCGAUGAGUCUUUUACUUAUCAUAAUGGUAGCGACUAUACUGCUGAGUGGAAUCAUUGCUGUUGUUACCAUUUACAUAUCAUCACUUUAUUAUAGAGAGGAAUCGGCAAAAAUGAACUUUUUAUUGAAAUUUAUUGGACAAAAGUGGCAUAGGGGUAACAAAAUUACCCAAGUUAUGCCGCUGUGCAACGAUGCUGAGAAGGACAAUAUGAAAUGUAAAAAUGAGAUAUUUAUAACGUGGAAGGAUGUGUGUGAUGGACUCGAUAAUAUCAUGUUGGUUAUAGCGUAUUCUGCCACAGUGAUCCUUAUUUGUGCCUAUUUUAUAACUAUAUCUUUGUAAUUAUUAGUAUUCAUUUCUAUUCCAUUUACAAUACAUUAGUGGGGUAAUUAACAUAUUGUUGUUUCUAAGUUCUAAUAUAGCAUACUUAUCUAACGUAUGUAGUAAUCAAUAAUUGCCAAUUAAUUUAAAAGUUUGGUUAUGUUAAUAAAAUUGUAAACGGAAAUGGGGAUUGUGUCAAAGAGAUAACAACCCGACCAAAUAAAAUAGAAAUUCCCGCACCCGGAGUCUAGAGUUUAAGGCGAUUAUAAGAAAAAUAGUCCUAUCGAAAGAUAUAAAACUUUGAGUUUUAAUCAUAUAAUUGUUAUAAUUUUUUUUAGUAACUUGACGAGUUCAAUAAAUUUUGAAUUAUGUA